This is a messenger RNA of Electrophorus electricus (electric eel), 5283 nucleotides long. The record is from RefSeq and is a predicted model, not a curated record. NCBI's taxonomy places the organism in Eukaryota, Metazoa, Chordata, Actinopteri, Gymnotiformes, Gymnotidae.
GUUCAAAACUAGAGUACGGCUGAUUUGGACGCCUGCAACACAGACGUACUGUGUGCAUAGACCUUAUAACCUUAUGGGUCGUUUUUUUAGACUGCGAACGACUAUUAAAAUGAACAUGUUCUGAGCUGUUUUAUUUCCUUCGGUAGAGUCUGUAGCGGGUGGACUCGCCAGCUAUCUAAAAUUAGCUUAGCUAAGUUAGCUGCGGUCUUCCCGUCGCUAAGCACCCGGGAGUCUGGACGAUUCUCGUGUGAAGAGAACCGUAGCUAGCUAGUGAUAUUACCGUGGCUGUGUGUUCAACUUUGCUGGCUUUAAUGUUGUUUUAUUUUUAAGCGAAGCGGACACACAUGACCACAUAAGCAGAGUUAUCAGAAGGCUACGCUGCGGUUGCCAAUGGCGACGUGGACGCAGGUUAGCUAGCUAGGCUAACUCCUCAGCUCAGUCAGCGAUGACUGAUUUAUCCAGGGCUGGUGUCCUGUGCCACUCUGUGUUAGAUAUGGUGCGUUCAGCGAUGACUGUGAUUUAUCCAGGGCUGGUGUCCUGUGCCACCCUGUGCUAGAUAUGGUGAGUUCAGCGAUGACUGUGAUUUAUCCAGGGCUGGUGUCCUGUGCCACUCUGUGUUAGAUAUGGUGCGUUCAGCGAUGACUGUGAUUUAUCCAGGGCUGGUGUCCUGUGCCACUCUGUGUUAGAUAUGGUGCGUUCAGCGAUGACUGUGAUUUAUCCAGGGCUGGUGUCCUGUGCCACCCUGUGCUAGAUAUGGUGAGUUCAGCGAUGACUGUGAUUUAUCCAGGGCUGGUGUCCUGUGCCACUCUGUGUUAGAUAUGGUGCGUUCAGCGAUGACUGUGAUUUAUCCAGGGCUGGUGUCCUGUGCCACUCUGUGUUAGAUAUGGUGAGUUCAGCGAUGACUGUGAUUUAUCCAGGGCUGGUGUCCUGUGCCACCCUGUGCUAGAUAUGGUGAGUUCAGCGAUGACUGUGAUUUAUCCAGGGCUGGUGUCCUGUGCCACUCUGUGUUAGAUAUGGUGCGUUCAGCGAUGACUGUGAUUUAUCCAGGGCUGGUGUCCUGUGCCACUCUGUGUUAGAUAUGGUGAGUUCAGCGAUGACUGUGAUUUAUCCAGGGCUGGUGUCCUGUGCCACUCUGUGCUAGAUAUGGUGAGUUCAGCGAUGACUGUGAUUUAUCCAGGGCUGGUGUCCUGUGCCACUCUGUGUUAGAUAUGGUGCGUUCAGCGAUGACUGUGAUUUAUCCAGGGCUGGUGUCCUGUGCCACUCUGUGUUAGAUAUGGUGCGUUCAGCGAUGACUGUGAUUUAUCCAGGGCUGGUGUCCUGUGCCACUCUGUGCUAGAUAUGGUGAGUUCAGCGAUGACUGUGAUUUAUCCAGGGCUGGUGUCCUGUGCCACUCUGUGCUAGAUAUGGUGAGUUCAGCGAUGACUGUGAUUUAUCCAGGGCUGGUGUCCUGUGCCACCCUGUGCUAGAUAUGGUGAGUUCAGCGAUGACUGUGAUUUAUCCAGGGCUGGUGUCCUGUGCCACUCUGUGCUAGAUAUGGUGAGUUCAGCGAUGACUGUGAUUUAUCCAGGGCUGGUGUCCUGUGCCACCCUGUGCUAGAUAUGGUGAGUUCAGCGAUGACUGUGAUUUAUCCAGGGCUGGUGUCCUGUGCCACCCUGUGCUAGAUAUGGUGAGUUCAGCGAUGACUGUGAUUUAUCCAGGGCUGGUGUCCUGUGCCACCCUGUGUUAGAUAUGGCUUCAAAACAGAAGAAGGGCUUAAGGGGCACAAUUGAUGAUGUUCUGGGGGACCUCUUGGGCGACGGAAGUGAUGACCCCCCCGUGAGGAGCAGGUCUUCCGGUGGAGGAGCAGGCGGAGAUCCAGGUGUGCCGCCAUCACGUGGCAGGAAAGGGUCGCUACUGGAGAACGAGUUCUUCAGCAAACUGGCAGAGGAAGCUGAGGAAGAGGAUGAGGGCUCCGACGUUUCCGAGGCCGACCCCAAGGCACUGUUAGACACCAUGAAGGACAUAGAUGACAUGGACGCUGACCUUUUCGGCUACCAGAGAAAGUCGAGAGCGGCCCUGACUAAACCCGACUCAGCCCUGAUUAAACCCAACUCAGCCCCAGCUCAGAGCCGAGCCCCUGCACCUGGAUCGGUGAAACGGGGAGCAGCUGACCCAGAUCUGGAAGGCCCAGGGCUGGAGGAGAGGAAGCCCCGCUCUGCUCCGGCUGCCGCCGUCCGAGGAUACAGGAAGUUCAGUUUCGUGGACGACAUGCGUGAUGACCUGGGUGGCCUUCUGGACGGCCUGGACCCGGGGGUGUCUAAGAGCGUUCUGUCAGGGCAAGAAGAACCCAUGUCCCCACCUUCUCUCACUGUGCAGAAGCAGGAGCAGCUAGCACCUAAGAAGCGGGACGAACUGACCUUCGAUGAUGAUGACCAAAAUGACCUGAUGGAUGCACUGGGGUUCAGUGACACUCCGAAGGACAGUGGACUCGUCGUGAAGAGAGAGAGUGAGGCCCCUGGAAGGCCGCGCACCAGACUGGACGAGAUCCUGGGCAUUGGGACAUCUCUGCAGCUACUGCAGAGACCUGCCACGGGAGAGAAGAAGGACCCAGCCCAGCCCGAGAGAGUGCCGCCCGCCCAGAAACCGCCACGGAGGGGGUCAGCUGACAGAGACGUCAGCGAGGAAGACUUCACCUUCGGCUUGUACCAGCCCACAGUGGGAUCCGCCCCAGAGGGGCACCAGAGCCGCAGACAGUCCGUCCGAUUCUCCAUGGAGGACGUCAGCUCUCCUUCUCCAGAGCACAGACCCAAACCCUCCGUCCAGGCCGGCCGAGCCGCAUCCGACUGGCUGGGCCUGAAGAAGGAGGACGAGGAAGGGCAGACGCACGGCGCCAAGGAGCCCGCCGGAGUCCCGGAGAGCCAGAAGCCUCCACCCUCUCCACCCCGUGGUCGGGCAGCACCACCCGCAAGGGCCACCUCCUCCGCCCAGGGGCCCGGGGAGGGGGAGGAGGAGGAGGAAGACUGGCUAGCAGGGGCUCUGAGUAAGAGCAGAGCUCAGGGGGCGGGGCGAUCGGACGACAGGCUUGGAGAGGAGGCCAACCUGGCCUCGCUCCGCAGCAGACGGAACACCACCGUGACUCCACGCGAGAGACAGGAGGACAUGAGCGCCCCCCGCAGAUCACCCAGCAGCGAGCCUCUGGCUGUGUCUGGCAGACAGCAGGGGCGCACACCUACGUCAGGACCCAGCCCAGGAUCCCGGCAUACGCCCGCCACGCCCACGUCCGAGCUACGGGAACUGAACCACCUCAGUCAGCAGUCGCCUGGCAAGAGCUUGGCCAAUCACACGGCCUCGGUCAGCUACACAGAGACCCAGCAGAGACCUGGGGCAGACACUACCGUACCUGUCCAGCAGGAGGGGCUGUCUUCCACUCUGCCACCAGUGAGUCUGUCUGCAGACAUGCUGCAGCUCCUGCUGAAACAGCAGCUGACCCAGACUCAGCAGUGGGGGUUGGGAGCUUCUCUGGAGCUGGGCUCGCUACAGAAGAGAGACACACAGCAGCAGUCUGUAGACAUAGCGUCACUACAGGCUACGAUCACACAGCUGCAGGGACAGGUGAAAAGUCUUCAGAUGGAAAAGGAGCAGCUCCAGAAGCUGUUGGACAGUGUCCAGCAGAGACACACACAGGAUACAGAGCUGAUGGAGAACGCCCACAGAGCCCAUGUGAAGCUCCUGGAGGAGUCGGCGUCCCAGCGGGAGGCGCGGGUGCAGCUGGAGAGCCAGGCCCUGGCAGCGCGGCUGGCAGAGCAGGAGAGGGCCGUCCUCCUGGAGCAGCACCAGCGCCAGCUGGCCCAGUGCCAGCUGGACCGGGACCGGCAGGUGGAGCGACUCCGAGACCUCCAGAGGAAGUCUAUACUGGAGAUGAAGGAAGAUUAUGAGGAGCAGCUGCAGAGACUCCAGAAACUGAAGGAUGAGGAGAUUGAUGCAGUAACCAGUGCUACCUCGCAGACAAGGUCUCUGGCAGCACUGAUCGAGCACAUGGAGCAGUUCUCCCGCAAGCUGGGUGAUCUAGCGUGUCGGGUGGAGAGCACCCAUGAGAACACAGCGCAGGGCCUGGCGCUGGGAGCCCGACACAGGGACGAACAGCUGAGAGUACUCCAGGAGCAUCUGUCCCAGCAGCAGAGUGAGAUGGCCGAGGAGAGAAUCAGACUGAAAGAGGUCAUAGCCAAGAUGGAAACACAGCUUGCCGAACAGCAGAGAGCCCUCCAGCAGGAACGCUGGCGAGUCACGGCAGAGCAGGCUAAAGCUGAGUCAGCAUUAAGAGGACUGGAAGAGGAGAGACGUACCAUGACUCAGCGCAUCACCAUGGAGAGAGAAGAACUGGAGAGGGCCAAGAGUUCUUUGCUGGAGGAGCAGCAGGCGGUGAUGCAGCACUGUGCUGUGGAGCGGAGGAGACUCGCCACCGAGUGGACGCAGUUCCACGCGCAGGAGAAACUCCGUCAGGAGCGGGUGGAGCGAGAGGCUAACCGUGCCGUGGAGAGGGAUGCACAAAGAGAGGGCUCCAUCUUCAGCGUGGCACAGGAGCAGGCCGAGAUGACCCUCCGCGCUGGCCAGCUGCAGCAGAAGGAGGAGACUUUGCAGAGGGAGCGAGAGAACCUGGACAAGCUGAGAGAGGAUCUGGAGCAAGAGAAAGGCCAGCUGAGCACGGCGGCCCUGCGUCUCCAAACCCGCGCGCAGGAAGUGGAGAGCUUCAGCAAGCGAGCGUCUGAGCGGUAUGAAGAGGGUGAACGGGCACUGCAGGAGGCCAGACAGGUGGAGGCCGAACACCAGGCUCGUCUACGCGCCAUCCAUGCCGAGAGGGAGCGUCUCAGGAAGCAGGAGCACAGCCUACAGCAGGAACGUAUGACAAUGACCGAUCACCUUAAAGAAGUGGAGAAAAGACACAGCCUUCCCAUCAAUCCCUUCUCUCUCUCUUCUGCACCUUUAAUAAGAGACGUCUCUCCAGCGUUUGCGAGCUCUCGGCUGGAUGCUCCUGUAUCUGCUCCAGCAGUAAACACCAGCUCCAGUGGUUUCUCUCCAGAGCUGCAGGCCACACUGGCCCUGCUCCAGCACACGGCAGAGAAGGACCGAGACUUCCUUCAGGACGAGCAGUUCUUCCUGGAGACGCUAAAGAAAGCCCCCUACAACACUGCCUUUCACACACCAUGACACCACCUCUAGUGCCAUGCCUUUAUUUAGGACAAUUUUACAUACAAAAAUAAAGCAUAAUCCAACAUCUCCAGCCCCUGGCAUUUCUUUGGUUCACAG